CGUAUCCUGAUUUCAACUUGAGCUUCUGUGAUCUGUCUAGCUUAGGAAGCUGGUUUUUGCCUUGUCUUGUAUGUUCCCCUCGGUCAAAAUUGAGAUGUGCAGGGUGGUUUCAUGCUCUGUUUGGUUAGAAUUCUUCUCGGCUCUCGUCCGGUUUGCCGAAUCCCUUUUUGGAUGUCACGUUAUCUUGGGCUCUUAAUUAUGGAGUUCAUCUAUGGAAGGUCCUAUUAUUAAUUUUGUGUUUAAGAAAAAGGAAGCAACCACAUGAUGUAUGGACACUAAUGGAAAUUGCUCUUGAGGGCUUGGAUUGGACGUGACGAAAUGAAUUUCGUGUGAAAGGAGGUCGUGCUUCGUUGCUCUGCCGAGCGGCCUCUUUCGCACGACAUAUGAGUAGCCAAGGAUUCGAUACAUGGAUACUAGAAGUUCGAGGUGCUGGGCUGAGUGCAAGACAAAUGGACUAUGAAGAGGCUAAGCGAUCCCUUAACAGGGUGUCUGAUUGGACAGAAUCAGGUAACAAGUAUAGAACCCCUGUUCUAUCAGCAUCAGGAUUGCCAUCAACCAGUGCCACUGAUUUAUUUGCUGCCAAAGCCUCUCCAUCCAGAAUGAACGGAACUUUUUUGAAGUUAAUUCAGAAUUUAUCAGUGUUGUUAGCAGGGCAAAGCUCUAACAUUAUUAGCCAACUGAGGGAAUUGAGUCAAAAACUAGUGCAUAUCAUCGGAAAAGGUCAAAACGUGGUCCCACCACCAUUGGUUGGCCUGCAAGAGCACCUUUCCAGCACAUUGGAAGAUUUCCAAAAGCAACUGGAUGUUAUUGAGAAUUACGAUUGGGACUUCGACCACUAUCUAGAAGAGGAUGUGCCCACUGCGAUGGAUUACAUAAGGACAUACUCCAAAUCAAAAGAUAGCAAAUUGCUUGCAAUUGGUCACUCCAUGGGAGGUAUCUUGCUGUAUGCAAUGCUCUCAAGAUACGGUUUUAAGGGGAAAGAUCCUGGGUUGGUGUCAGUUGCGACUCUGGGGUCAUCACUUGACUUCACACCCUCGAGAUCAUCAUUGAAAUGGCUCUUACCUCUGGCAAAACCUGCGCAGGCUCUGAAUGUCCCUGUCGUUCCUCUUGGAGGAUUGAUUGCUGCAGCUCAUCCAUUUGCAUCACGUCCUCCUUUCUCAUGGUUGCAUCUGCAAAUAUCUGCUCAGGACAUGAUGCACCCAGAUUUGAUGGAGAAGCUUGUUAUGAACAAUUUUGGCACAGUUCCUGCUAGGCUUCUCUUACAGCUGACAACAGCAUUUCAAGACGGUGGAUUAUGUGACCGGAGUGGGACUUUCUUUUACAAAGAUCAUAUAGAUAAAUGCAAUGUCCCAAUCUUAGCCCUUGCUGGAGAUCUAGAUCUUAUAUGUCCACCCGACGCAGUAUAUGAAACGGCAAAGCUUAUACCGGAGCAUCUGCUGACUUACAAAGUGUUUGGUGAACCCGGCGGUCCACAUUAUGCUCACUAUGAUUUGGUGGGUGGCGGAAUGGCACCUUCUCAAGUCUAUCCAUGUAUAAUCCAGUUCCUUGAUCGUCACGACAAGAUUUGACUUUUUCCUCCGAUUUGAUUCUUUUGUCCUCAAAUCCCAAAAUCCAAUGCAGAAUCCAAAAGGGAGGUGCACUUGAUUUGGGUCAUAUAUAUCGCAUCAGUGACUGUACAGUGUUGAUUUGUAAAAUUUUCUUGUACUACUAAAAGUUGUCAAAAGCUCGUAACAAUGUAUGGAAGAAACAUCUUUGUAUCUGUGUAAGGACAUAGAAGUAAACUUGUCAAACCGGUGGAUCGAUUCGAAAAUGGUUCGAUUCAAAUUGAUUCUUUUAA
Messenger RNA from Syzygium oleosum, 1837 nucleotides. RefSeq lists its product as uncharacterized. The record is from RefSeq and is a predicted model, not a curated record. The coding region runs from base 384 to 1568 and encodes 394 amino acids. The transcript has 9 exons. Lineage: Eukaryota; Viridiplantae; Streptophyta; Magnoliopsida; Myrtales; Myrtaceae.